UUUUAAAUUUCUGACUACAUAUAAUUUUUUUAUCGUUUGUGUAAAUUACUCUUUUUAUAAAACAAAUUAUUUUUAUUAUAGGCUUUGCUGUUUCUGCUAAAAAUUUGGCUACACCGAAUCACACUUUCUUCCAGAUUUUGGCUUCAAUCAGAUCUUGUUGGACUUACGUCCCUAAAACUCUUUUUGAACUCACUUCCUCUGUGUUCCCUACAUCAAGAGGAACCUCUAUGAAAUUUUAACCACAACAUUUCUAACUGUCCUUUGCUCUCAAAUAAAAAUCUUCUUUUAUUUCUUUUUUCCUCGUUAGGCUACAUUUUCCUUGAUUCAAAUCUUCUCCUAAACUCUCUUUAUCCUAAUGUUAUCUGUUCCAUCAUCAAAUGCAUUUAUGGCGCUGAUUUACUCAUUUAAUUUAUUAUAAUAUUUAUUAUAUUUAUUUAUUUCUAUAACUGACUUGCUAUAAUGUCACUGGCGAAAUCAAUAUACAUAAAUAAUAAAAUAUACAUAUUUUAGGCCGACGAGCGAUGAUUUAGUAUUCAUAAACAGUUGCCAUAGAAAUGUGUGAGCAAUAAUAUUUGGCUUAUGACUUCGUGAAAAGGCCACUUGAUGUUUUUUUUUUUUUAAAGCAUAAAAUUGCUUAUGUAUGUUGCAUAAAAUGUGAUUAUGAACUCGUAUGUGUAUCACCUUAGUAUAGUAUUUGUUAUUUUUCAUUUACAGUGUAUCAAAACGUUAAUAGUGAAAAACGAUGCACCUUUAUUGAAUAUUUCAUGCCUGAAUUUGUCAGAACAAUGUGCACAAAAGGCAUUAUCUUACGCUAAUAAAAUCAACGACGAGAAAGAUUCAAAAACCAAGUGGAAAUAUUUGAUGAAGUUUGUUGGAGACAAAGUUAAAAAGCGAUCACUGGAAUAUUAUAAAAGAUCUCAGCGUUGGAGUUUUGGAGGUACGUGGACAUCGGAAUGCGCUGGGGUACGUUUCGACGUGGAUUCCCAAAGCACCGUAGGCAUAGACAACAACAUGCCGGUGAAACUCGUAGAAAAAUCAGGCGGUAAAUGUGCAGGCGGAUUUCUCGAUAGGAAUUGGCUGGCCAAAGCCAGUGGACCAUCAUGGUCGGAGGGACCUAUAACUUUGUACGCCAUAAAUCAAUCCACAAAAAUGUUUGCUGCGUUUAUAGGAUAUCCUCAAAAACACAAUAACAAAGAGUUCAUAAUGGGCAUGUGGACAAUGGGAAGAUGGUCUGUGGACAAUUCUGGCAUGCACCAAUCUGUUUACACCAUACCGGAUGUUUUACAUAGAGAUUGCUUUUAACAUGUUAUAACUUUCAAUAUGUGAAACCUUAAUGGUGUUUUUAAAUUUUUUUUUUUAAUUGGUGCUCUAUUUUAUUGUGAUUAAUUUACAUACUAAAGCACAUCGUUUAUCAUUAAUAUUAAUAUUAUUAUUAUUUAUUUAUUUAUUUAUUAAAAUGCGGGCUAGU
Adelges cooleyi (spruce gall adelgid) is the source of this 1468-nucleotide messenger RNA. RefSeq lists its product as uncharacterized. NCBI's taxonomy places the organism in Eukaryota, Metazoa, Arthropoda, Insecta, Hemiptera, Adelgidae. The transcript has 4 exons. Bases 661 to 1302 code for a protein of 213 amino acids. The record is from RefSeq and is a predicted model, not a curated record.